Molecule: messenger RNA, 8580 nt
Organism: Octodon degus (degu)
Lineage: Eukaryota; Metazoa; Chordata; Mammalia; Rodentia; Octodontidae
Gene: CUNH4orf54
Product: proline-rich basic protein 1
Exons: 3
Coding region: 593-4930 (1445 amino acids)
Source: RefSeq, a predicted model, not a curated record
GAGGGCCACACUGCCCCAAAGCCAGGCCGUGGAUCUCCUCUGACAGUGCCCAGGCACUGCUCAGAGGGUGGCCAACAUAGACCCCCUCCGUGGGUGCCUGGCAGACCCGGCACAACCAUGGGCUCCUCUGAAAUGCUGCAGCCCAGGGCCCAUGAGCAGGGCCCUUGGCUCUGCUCCCAUGGGCAUGCCAGAGGCUCCUGUUUCCUCUCUGAACCUCCCUCCAAGCCGCACUGUACUCACGAAGGAACAAAGUAAAAAAUGAGAGGCUUUUAAGGGAGUUUGGAGAGAUACUACAACGCACAAGAAACAACGACAUACUUGCUGGACAUCUCUGCCACAGGUGACAUAGAACGUUCUGUCAAUUUGAACUGGUAUCCACAUGAUUCUCCACCCCCAACUUUCUCUUUCCAUCUCUCAGAGCCUCCUUCCCUCUACCCUCAAGUGUGGUUUCGAUAUGGCUAGGGAAUGGACACUAAAAAUAUUUCAGGAAUGACGUGACCCUCUCUCUCCCCAUCCAGGAAAGGGAUAAUACUUUAGGAGAAGCAGCUCACGCUUUCUUUUCAUUUCUGGGAAUUCAGGGGUCCAUCUACGGAUGCUGCUGCUUCCGGAGCUGACGGCACUUGGGUCUCCAGCUGUACACGGUGCCAGGUCAGCUGCUGGACAGGACAGCUCAGCUGCAGAACGCUGGCCGUGGUCUCGGAGGGAGCUCUGGCCCCUGGGGCCUCAGAGCCCCUCUGCAACCUGGUCCCUCCGGCUGGCCCUGGCCAAGAAACCGGGGCUGAAAUCCUGGGAGGUGGCAGCAGAGACAAAGGUGCCCACAGCCCCCGCCCACGGGGCUCCACUGUCCCUCCAGGACAGUUCAGUCACUCCACACUGCCUCUCCCUGUCACUGAGAGCCAGGCAAGGACUCAGGAUGGAAGACGCCAGUAGGGCCACCGCAGGAGACCCGGCCAGCGGCUCUGGAGACAGCGGGCCGCAGCCUCGGACAAGCGCCCUAGAGACAGGUGCACGUCUGGGGAGCCCCGGGGCUGAGGCCCUACAGGACAACCCUGCUGUCGCCCGGGCCAACCCUGCUCCCCUGGACUCAGGGCACCGCUCCUCCUCCACCUCUUCUUCCUCCUCCUCUUCUUCCUCCUCAACAGCAGACGCAGAAGAUCACAGCCUCCCAGGGGCGUGCGGCUCCCCCGCGUCCCUAGGAGCCCCUGCCACCUCCUCCUCGUCCCUCAGCUUUGAUAGCGAUGGCGAGGCGGCCGGGGGAGGGGCGCGGGGGUGCGCGGGGGGGCCGAGCGGCGUGGGCGCUCGGGCCCCCCCCGGGGACCAGGACGCGCACUACAUCACCACGCGCGGGAUCCAGCCUAGCGAGGUGGAGCAGGACGCUGACUUCGACGUGGGGCUGGCCGCCCGCUGGGACUUCGAGGACAACAACGUGAUCUACUCCUUCGCGGACUACGCCUCCUUCGGUGGCAGCGACGAGACCCCAGGGGAGGUCACCACGGCCACCGAAGAGGACGAGGACAACAGCUGUUACCUCAGCACCCCGCCCAGCCCAGCGGCUCCGCGCUCUCCCAGCCCGGCCAGCAGCGACCCUGGGCGCGCGAGAGCUAUAAAGGAGCAAGCCCCGGGGCGCGCCCAGCAGAGCCCCGCGCGCGCCGCCGGGCGUGCGGGCGCCAUGAGCCUCCGCGUCCCCGCGGCCGCCGCCCGCCUGCAGCCCCGCGGCGGGGCGGUGCGCGCCCGGGAACCGGCUGAUCGCUCCAGCGGGGCCUCGAGUGCAGUAAGCGAGCUGGACGACGCGGACCAGGAGGUGCGCAGCCUCACUGCGCGCGCCUUCCGCAGCUUAGCCUACCCCUGCUUCGAGGCGCUGCGCAUCAGCUCGCGCGAGUCCUCGGCAGCGCUCUCCGAAGCCGGCUUUGGGCGCUGGUCGACUUUCUUGGACCUGAAAUGCGGCGGUGUCGGUGCGCGCGUGGAGCAGAGCCUGCUCCGAGGUAGUGCUGCGGGCGCGGCGGCGAGGCUGAGGCAGGAUGGCGCCGAGCGGCCACGCGCGCAGGCCCGGAGGUCGCAGAGCAAGGCGCUGGAGUUCGUGGUCAGCAAGGUGGAGGGGGAGAUCAAGCACGUGGAGACGCCGCUGUGUUUCCAGGGCGGGCCGCGCGUGGUUACAGUGCUGGAGCCUCUCGGCUUGUGCAGUGAGAGCAACACUACCGCCACCCGGAACACCGCCGGCCCCCGCUCCGACAGCUUGCAUCCCAAGUCGACGUUUGCGUCCAGUCUGCUCAAGAAUGUCAUUUCCAAGAAGAUGCGGCGCGAGCAUGAGUUCCGCAUGGAGCGCGGUGAGGUCGGCGACACGUCCUCUGAGCCUGAGGCCGGGCCGGGGCCUGAUCGUAAGCGUGGCCUGCAGCGACAGAGCUCACGAGUAUCCGAGGCAGGCUCCGAGGUCUCAGGCGGUGGGACUCGAUCCCCGGUGUUCCAGGCCCGCGUACCCCGAGAGGCUGGGAGGGUACCGUCAGACAGCGGCUCUCAGGGCGCCCUGCUGCGCAGCCGGAACAGCGCGUUCCGCUCUUGGGGAGACCAAGACCCCUCCGCGCCGGAGGAGGAGGUGAACGCAGGCGGGAGGCCCGGGCCGCGCGCUGCAGGGGACUGGAGGGCGGACCUCGGGGAGAUCUCAGCCGGCAAGGCCACCCUCAUGUCUCGCCUCUUCGUGCCCGGCAUUCAGCAGGCACCCAGGGACAGGCCGCCCGGAAAGCAGGCUACUAAGCACGCGGCCGCGCAGGCGCCUCCUGCCGCUGCCCGGGCUCGGGCACCAGAGAUUAAGAUCCGGCUGGGCAGCGUGCGGCAGCCGGGCGCGGACUUCAGUAUAGCGCAGCUGCUCACACCGCGGCUGGCGAGCGGCGCCCCCAACCCCGCCAAGACAGGCGACGAAGGAGGCAGAGCACCGCCCAGGUCGUUUCGCGGUGAUGGUCUGGACAAGGUUCCGCAGUUCCAGGUGCGAGACGUCAGGGACAAGUCCAAGGCCCAGGGCCCGCUCCAUCAGGUUAGAGACGUGAGGAAGCUCAUCAAAGGGUCUGGUGACAGCGGCGACAAAGGCAGCGUUACACCAGAGCAGGCGCUGGCGGCGCCCCGGCCGCACAGGUCGCUGUCACCCGUGGUGAUUACAUGCCAGGCCGUGGCGAACCUCAAGGACGAUAGCGCGGGCCGAGCGCCAGGGCAGGGCACGGCGUGUGGUGGAGCGGCGGGCGCGACUUCCCCUGAGGGCACCGUCCUGGUGCACCGCGCCUCAGGCAGGCUACCUGUGGCCACCAUCGCGCCCAACAAGCCAGAGCAGGGCUCCUACCUGCCAGUGCUCAAGAUCGUCACCAAGGCCUCGGCUCGCAGGACCCCUGAGCGGCCCCGCGAAGAGGACGCGCGGGAGGAGCGCAGGGGCUCGGCCCCAGCACGAGGUGCCUUGGAAAAGCUGACUGCUGCGGUGAGGUCCAUGGAGGAGCGGUACAGCCUGGGCGCGAGCGCGUGGAAGCGCAGGAGUGACCCCCUGCCUGGGAUGGCCGACAGCCACGUGCUGCCACUCGUCGCCAGUGAGGAGAGAGACGCGGCAGCCGCGCGGCGCGAGGGGGACCCCGGAAGGUCGAACAGGCCCUCUGGCGAAGCGGAGGCGCGCAGUCAAGUAAACCGAACCCUGCGGCGCAGGAACUCCAAUCCCGGAGCCGACAGCGUGUCCGCGCGGGCCGCCGCCUUUGAGAACCUGGCUCGAGAGCGGCCGCGGUCCUUAUACGUCUCCGGAGGAGCCGAGCGCGCGCAGCCUCUCGCUCCGUUGCCUGGAGGCCGACAGGUGUCCACCGUGAGCGCCACUGGGGGCAUCGCUGGCAAGUUUCCGCAGGGGUCCUCCGCGGACAGCAACAAGCCGCAGGGUACCCGGUCCCCCAAACCUUCCACUACCCAGGCGCCCGCUGACGAGGCAGCCUCCCGGAAGGGCGGCUCUGCGCCGGAGAAGGGUACUGGCGAUGGGGAUAACUACCUGGCUGUGCCCCUGCGAGCCGAGCCACCGGGGUCCUCCGCGCCCUCCCUCUGCAGCCUGCCCCCCCUGAGCGCCCGCAGCCAGGCCCCUGGGAGCCCCAAGGGCGCCCUGGUCAGUGGGACCGGACGCCCUGCCUGGCGUACCAAGCCAGAGCGUCCCCGGGAGGCCGCGGCCGCCCCCACGGGCCCGCGCAGCCCAGAGCGCGCGCCCACGGCAGUGUAUCCUCAGCCACCACCCUUCCCACUAGGCACGCAGCCGCAAGUGCUCUGCUUCUCCCCUCCUGGCCUGCCUGGCCCCUCAGGACCUGCCGGCGUUCCUACUGGGGUCCCUGCAGACCCCUUCCCGCAGCCAACAGCACCGCAGACGCAGCGGAAGAUGCUGUUGGACGUGAGCACCGGCCAGUACUACCUAGUGGACACGCCACUGCAGCCUGCCACGCGCCGGCUCUUUGAUCCUGAGACCGGGCAGUACGUGGAUGUGCCAAUGACCUCGCAGCAGCAGGCCGUGGCGCCCAUGUCGCUGCCGGUGCCACCCCUGGCGCUGAGUCCCGGGGCCUAUGGGCCCACCUACAUGAUCUACCCCGGCUUCCUUCCCACCGUACUUCCCACCGGCGCUCUGCACCCCACGCCCAUCGCUCACGCGCCGGGGAGCGGCGAACUCGCCCUUGCGGCAGAGCCGCCCAGCAAAGAGGCAGCGGCCGCGGUGGCCUUCUCUGAAGUGCCCUACUUUGUGGCAGCCGGCCAGACCCCGGCUUCUCCAUCCUCCUCGGCCCCUUCGUCCACAGCGCAGCUCGUGGGGGCCAAGGGCUUCACUCAGCUGCACCCCAAGCCCGUCAUCAGCAUCACCUCUCAGCCCCUAGGGCCGCGGCUCGUCGCCCCACCCUCCUUCGACGGCACCACCAUGAGCUUCGUAGUGGAGCACAGAUGACCGGAGCACCGGCGCGGCUGGGCAGCUGCUGGAGCAAGACAGAAAUACAGAUGAUUCUCUUUUAAUCUGAAAGUUGUGUCACAAUAAGAAUUCACCUGAAAAAGUUCUUUCACGUGUAUAAUUCAUUUUUACUUCUUAUAAGCUGUGUGUCAGUUUAUGUAUUUUAUUGAACAACUCUCCUAAGCCAGCUCUUGUUAUUUUAGUUUUAGGAAGUGAUUGAUUAUAUCUUCCCUGUGCAGCCAUUUUUAAAAAAAUAUACUUUAAUGCAGGCCCUAGAUUUCUACCCCUUACCCCAUUCUUGCUCUAUUAGGCGGAGACCCCUUGAAGGUCUGCAUGGUUCAGCCAUGCAACCAUACAACAGAAGGAGACAGGCUCUAUUUACACCAGGACAGCAAAUCAGGCAUUUGCAUAACUAGUUGCCUUAUAGGUUCUGAAACUUAACCAAGUGUGGCCAGCAGAAUUGUCACAAUCAGGGGGCUUUAAAGACUACAAGUCUGCUCUUUUAGUCAUAUUCCCACCAAAUCCCCUCAUUCUCUCAGUUGUACUUUGUCUGUCCUUCAUUCAGGUUUCACAUGAUUUCAGGUGUAACUGUAAAAAUCAGUGGUUUUCACUUUUGGGCUCUGCUUUAAUUUUUCCUAUUUCUACAAUGCAAGGACACUGUGUUGCCCUGAAAUAGGAAGACUUGAGAUACUGGAGACACAGUGGUUAAAAUUACACUCUCAGUCAGAAAAAGGUACAAGUAUGACUCUUCAGAAUCCAGCCUUUGUUGUGAGUGUGUAGAGUUUUAUCUUCCUCUCCAUUGAUUUCCUCUGGUUGCAUCUCCCAUCCCUCAGGUCCUCUGGGGUGUGGAGCUCACUCUGUUGGGAGAGUAGUGCUCAGGGGUGGCCACCCUGGCCUACAUCAUCUCUUCAGCAGUGACCUAGAAUGGCUUCCCUGGAGGCAGGCCUGCAAGAUGUGAGGAGUUGGGCCUGGGAGAUGGCUCAGUAGAAUAAGUGCUUGCCUGGCAAGUGUAAGGGCCUGAGUUCAAUUCCCAGUUCUUCCAGAAAAAAAAAAAAAAAAAAAAAAGAUGUGAGGAGUCAAAUCCUGGUUCUUUGUUGACCCUGGGUGCUGCCUCAGUUGUAACCCUUUUGAGGGCUGUCGGAGAGUGUUCCCAGUGUAUACUGGAGAGUUGGUUGAACGGACACCUAUUUAGUCUGUUGUGAUUAAUAAUUUUGUCUAUAUAUACUCAGUCAACAUUAUGGAAACAUUCUUGGUCACUUUCUAAAGUAGUAGCCCUUUAAAACUUGAACAUUUUCCCAAAAUUUGUGCAGGGAAUCUCUUUCUUUUUGGUUUAAAGCAUUCAAAUAACUUUUGAAAAGCACUGUUUUGAUUUUAGUGAAUAUCUAUGCUUAGUUUCUGCUUAAAAUUUCUCCUUGAAGCCACAGAAUUUUAUGCUACUCAUAAGAUUGAAUUUGGUGUGGCUCUUUAAAAAAAUACUCAAUUUCACUUUCAGGCCCUUCUCCAUAGGGAUUUCACUUUCUAAAACAAAGUAAAUUCUCCUGGGUAAAAAGAUGUGAACAGGAUGUGUCAGUUCUUGCCACAGUCGCUUCCUCUCUGGCCUGGGGAACUGUGACAGGAACCAGUCUUCACUCUCUGUGAGACAUGAAAUCUCAGGUGUCUGAACGUGACUCUUGAAACUAUUACUGAUGGGCAGCACUAGCACUAGUGCACCUGGCUUACAGCCUAGACCACUCCGGGAAACCCCAGUGGUCACUUUCCUCAGAGACUGUGGGAGAGCUGAGGGUUUAGGGGCCCCCAAGCUACUUAUCAGUAUCUAUCACGAGCAGACCCGAGCUUGAAAGUUACACACUGAAGUAAACUAGCAUAGUGACUGGGUAAGAAAUAACUUUUCAUUCCCUGGUUUUAGCAAAGAGGCUGAGCCAUCUGGGAAGUUGCCAAGUAUAUAGAAAUUGUUCAAAUGGUUUAAAAUGUAACUUUAAAAUAGUGUUCUAUGUUCUGUGUCAGCUGUUGCUAUUUUACAGUUCUCUGUGCCAUCAAACCAUGCAAAGCUGCUAGGGCACUUACUACCUCAGUCCACAGAGAAAGAACACAUUUAUGCCAUGAGAUAAAUCUUGGUCUCACUUAUCUCCUUGUCAUUUUUUGAGGCUGCAUGGAUAUUUGAACAAAGUAGUUACACUCUUCCCUUUUUAGCCAGAGCAGAAUAGAGCACGUUUAUGAAGCCCUCUCACAUAAAACUAUUACCUCAACAAUGUCCAUUUCACUACUGAAUUACCCUUUUAUGAUUUAUGUACAUAAAACUCCUAAAGAAACAUGUCCUGAGCCUGAGCUCGAAUCUGAUAAGAUAGCAGAGUCUGGUUUUUGUGAUUUCUUCUCAGGGAUUACCUGGGCAGUUCAGUCUGUCUAAGAACCACAGCACGCACUGUAAAAAUCUUGACCUGUUUUCUCUUUUUACCUGGUGGUAAAAGUUUAUGUUUAAAUAGGCCCCUGUUGAAUUUUUCUGGAAAGAUGAACACAUAAGUAACCAGGAUGAGCAUGCAAUUCACUAGAAUGUAUUUCUCUAAAGACGCUCACUGAAAUCUCCCUCAGAAUUUAAUGAAGCCCACAAAUGCAGAUAGUGACUUAGCAUCUAGGUCUGUAGAUAUUCAUCACUGUCUAAGUGAGCUUCUGUAAGUUACCCUUUGACAAUGUUAUGGUAAAUCUCAAAUAUUGAACCUGCAUUUCAAAUCAUCAUUAUUUCACUAGGAAGUAGCUAGUGUUACAGAUUCCUUUUUCUUAAUUUCCAAUCUGACUUUGUCAUGUGUGCCUCUUAAAAAGGCCUACGGCAUUUUGAUUGUCUUCAAAUAUCACAGAAAUGAACGUCUGUUUGCUCGAACUAGAAUGCUCAUGCUACCUGAAAUAAUACUUUGGACUGCAGGACAGUACUGAUGCCUAAGUAGGUUGACUACAUUACUGUCAUGAUAAGUAUGUAUAUGUGCAUGGAGAAACACAUUCGAUAAUAGUCUGUAUUUAAAAGUACCAUAGCAUACAUAUUCCUAUGUGGUGCUUGAGGAGUUUCAUCCUACAGUUUACAAGGUGUAGAUUUGCACCCCAAAUUCUCAGGGUAUGUUAUUUUACCCAAAUACUUGAAAGAAAAAGGUGCCCUAUAUUUUAUCAGUACUGUUGAGGGGAAACAUUGUGUGUAAGUCUGUUUGAUAAAACUAGUUAUAAAAACCAAAGCCACAAGCUGUUAAGCUUUUACAUAAUUUCUAAAAAGAUAUAUAUAUAUAUAUAUAUGGAUAAGAUAUAUUUUCAAGAGAGUGCUUUUAUUCUUCAACUUCUGGGUCCUAAGUAGACCUCACAGGUGCAUAAACUCAUUAAUAAAGCAUGUAGCAUUUGCUAAAUGGUGACUUGAGCUCAAAUCUAAUCAGGAUGGCAGACUGUGGUCCUCCAGAGAGAAACCAUGUCUGUGCCAUGUGUGACGAAGGGGCCCAGAGGAGGAUCUGAAGGUGCUCUCCUUUGUGCAGCCUACAUCUCAAGAGAGAACCAAAUGUUCGCAGACUCAUUUGUAAGCUGUUGGCAUUCAGUGUUUCAUGUUGUGACAAGAGUACAUUACAAGACAUAUUCCUGUUCAGUUCAUAAUGGUGCAGAAUCACACACCCACACACCCACAC